AUGGACGUCAGCCAGGUGCUUGAGAGCACUUUCUCACCAGAUGCAUCAGCACGUCAGAAUGCAGAACAGCAGCUGUCCCAAGCAGCUGAGCUCAAUUUUUCAACAUAUCUGAUUACACUUGCGCAGGAACUUGCAAAUGAAAAAGCCCAACCGGGUGUUCGUCAAGCCGCCGGUAUUGCCCUGAAGAACGCAUUCUCAGCGCGAGAGUACACUCGUCUACGCGAGAUUCAGUCACGAUGGCUUCAGAGUGUCGAUGUCAAUACCAAGAACUCUGUGAGGGAGCUGGCCCUGCAAACACUCGCUUCGAAGGACACACGGGCAGGCCAGGCUGCAGCGCAGUUUAUCUCAUCAAUAGCAGCAAUCGAUAUUCCACGAAAUCAGUGGCAAGAAUUGAUGCCCGCUCUGGUAGAGAACGUCGGCGAAGGCGCGGACCACCUCAAGCAGGCCUCUUUACAGACCAUUGGUUACAUUUGCGAAGCUGAGGACCAGGACCUGCGCGAUAGCCUCGUACAACAUUCCAACGCCAUUCUUACCGCCGUCGUCCAAGGCGCGCGGAAGGAGGAGAGUAAUAAGGACGUACGACUGGCGGCUAUCAACUCGUUGUCAGACUCCUUAGAGUUCGUGCGGACCAACUUUGACAAUGAAGGAGAGCGGAAUUAUAUCAUGCAGGUCAUUUGUGAAGCUACUCAAUCUGGAGAUAACCGCAUUGAAGCCAGUUCUUACGGCUGCUUAAAUCGGAUUAUGGGUCUCUACUAUGACAAAAUGAAAUUCUACAUGGAAAAGGCACUCUUCGGACUGACUAUUAUGGGCAUGAAGAACCAGGAGGAAGAUGUGGCCAAGCUUGCGAUCGAAUUUUGGUGCACGGUCUGCGAGGAGGAGAUUGCCAUUGAGGACGACAAUGCUAUGGCUGCCGCUGAAGGGUCCGAGUUACGACCGUUUUUUAAAUUCGCUCGGAUAGCAUUUCGCGAGGUUGUGCCUGUACUACUACACCUCCUAGCUCAACAAGAUGAAGACGCCUCCGACGAGGAUUACAAUAUUUCGAGAGCAGCGUACCAAUGUCUGCAAUUGUAUGCUCAGACAGUCGGUGGAGAGCUCGUACAGACGGUGCUAAGUUUCGUGGAGGUGAACUUGCGGCAUGCGGAUUGGCAUUUCCGUGAUGCGGCUGUCUCAGCUUUCGGUGCAAUCAUGGAAGGUCCAGAUGAGAAGAUGCUCCAACCCUUGAUCAAACAGGGUUUGCCUGUUCUAAUUGGCAUGAUGGACGACCCUGUUGUCCAGGUCAAAGACUCAGCAGCGUUCGCGCUGGGUCGAAUCUGUGAGAACGUUUCGGAAUCUAUUGAUCCUCAGGAACAUCUUCGACCACUUAUUGGGGCUCUCUUCGGAGGUCUCUCGAGUAGUCCGAAGAUGGCAGGCUCCUGUUGCUGGGCCUUAAUGAACCUUGCGGAGAGAUUUUCAGGAGAUCCAGGCUGUCAAGAAAAUCCUAUGUCACCACACUUUCAAGAGAGUAUACAGCGAUUACUUGCUGCGACAGAGGGUCCUGAGGCCGAUAACCAAUUGCGGAUGGCUGCCUAUGAAGUUCUGAAUGCGUUCGUGACGAAUGCUGCAAACGACAGCCUUCCCAUCGUCGCCAAAUUGUCGGAAGUGAUUCUUGAGCGCUUGGAAAAGACGAUACCCAUGCAACAGCAGAUUGUAAGUGUAGAGGAUCGAAUUACGCUUGAGGAAAUCCAGACGAGCCUUACCAGUGUUCUACUUGCCAUUGUGCAAAGGCUGGAGGGGGAGAUCAAGCCUGCAGCUGACCGCAUCAUGAACGUGCUUCUGCAAAUUCUGAGUUCGGUCGGUAGCAAAUCCAGCGUUCCAGAUACCGUCUUCGCCGCUGUCGGGGCUUUGGCAAAUGCGCUCGAAGAAGACUUUGCAAAAUACAUGAAUUCGUUCAGCUCCUUCUUGUACAAUGCUCUAGGUAACCGAGAGGAGCCUGGAUUAUGUGCCAUGGCCAUUGGACUCGUCAGCGACGUUACUCGAGCACUAGGACAGCUGUCUCAACCAUACUGCGACACAUUCAUGAACUACCUACUUCAAAACCUCAGUGACAAAUCCGUCAGUAAUCAAUUCAGACCGGCUAUCCUCCAAACCUUUGGGGACAUUGCUCAGGCUAUAGGAUCGCACUUUGAAACGUACCUGUCUGUGGUAGCUCAAGUAUUACAGACAGCCGCCAGUGUUACGAUGGGGGAGAGCGCCGCUUUCGAAAUGUUCGAUUAUGUGAUCUCAUUGAGAGAAGGGAUCAUGGACGCGUGGUCGGGUGCUAUCCUCGCGAUGAAAACCAAACCCCAAAUCUUGAUGCCGUAUGUCGAGUCAGUAUUCUCGAUAUUGAGUGUGAUAGCUCAGGACCCCAACCGGAGUGAGGCUCUCGUACGCUCUGCCAUGGGCGUCAUUGGAGACUUAGCAGACACAUUCCCCAAUGGCGAAUACGCCAACUACUACCGUGCCGAAUGGAUCACACAAAUGAUCAAGGAAACGAAGAGCAAUCGCGAGUUCCAAGGGCGUACCAUCGAGACUGCUCGCUGGGCUCGGGAACAAGUGAAGCGACAGACCGGGAACGCUCAAGCCGCUCAUCUGUCUUAA
Letharia columbiana is the source of this 2616-nucleotide messenger RNA. RefSeq lists its product as uncharacterized. Gene Ontology annotation, biological process: protein import into nucleus. Gene Ontology annotation, molecular function: small GTPase binding; nuclear import signal receptor activity. Bases 1 to 2616 code for a protein of 871 amino acids. Lineage: Eukaryota; Fungi; Ascomycota; Lecanoromycetes; Lecanorales; Parmeliaceae. The transcript is spliced from 8 exons. Gene Ontology annotation, cellular component: cytoplasm; nucleus. The record is from RefSeq and is a predicted model, not a curated record.